AUCGUUAAAUUACUCGGACGGCAAGCAACAGAAAGUGAGAGUCUGAAUGUAAAUUGUCAAUUGUGUUCAUUAUAAAAGAAGAAUUUCUGAGAGUCUAGAAAUCAACAUUGUGCAGAGGAUAGAGUGUAAUAUGACAGACGUGGAAAGCUUGAAGGAGGCGAUCGCACAGUACGAACAGCAGUUGGCUCAAGUUCAAGCGACUCUAGCCGUAACUACUCAAGACGCGGAUAGGGAAAAAUUGUUGAGCUUGCAAGCAGACCUCCAGGAACUCAUUACCUUAACGAAAGAAAGCUUGCAAGGUGUUGGAAAUUCUAGCGAGGAUUUAGAUUACGACGACGACGACGACGACGAUGAUGACGAUGAUGUCGAUGUUGAUAUUAAUGAUCCAUUGGCAAAGGAAUACGCCUUGUUCAAGGCAGAACUGAAGAAAACUGCGAAUGAGUCUGUGAAAAAUGAACAGGAUAAACAAGACGAUGGUACAUCCAAUAACAUAGAAGAUGAAUUGAGGCAGCUUGAAGGCAUGAAAUGUAGAGCUCCUCACGGUAGCAAUUGGGGUGGCAUUGGUUAUCAUAAUGCUAUGAUAUCCUCUGUUUAUCAAAACGAUAAAGGAAUAAAAAAUAUGCAGGAUAUAAAGGUCAGGGUUCUUUUUCUAAACCCAACACACAAAGAAAUGCUUCCAUGUCCUUAUUAUUUGGAUGGAAAAUGCAAAUUUUCUGAUGACGAUUGCAGAUUUUCGCAUGGAGAAUUAGUGCCAUUAUCUAGUAUACAAGAAUACAGGGAACCCGAUUUCCAAAGUAUAAAAAUGGGUAGUCGAGUAUUGGCAAAACACACGAAUCAGUUAUGGCAUAGAUCUGUUGUACUGAAAAUGCCAGAAAAGGAAGGAGAUGUCUUUAGAAUUAAGUUCGAGUCUAAUGGUAACAUUGCAGAAAUUUUCCUUCAGGAUCUCUUACCCCUUGGUGAUGCCGAGUUGGAAAUGUCAGAUACAUCUGACAGUGAAAAUAGUGGCAAUGAAAGCGAUUCGAUGAACCAUUCACAGGAAGAAAUAGUUCAGAAGUCGUUUCUCUCGGUUGAUGGCAACGCGCCACUGGGAAACUGGGAGAAGCAUACGCGUGGCAUAGGUAGUAAAUUAAUGGCUCAAAUGGGAUAUGUAGUUGGCACCGGGCUUGGGAAACGUGCGGAUGGUAGGAUAAAACCAGUUGAAGCAUUGGUACUACCAGCUGGUAAAUCUCUAGAUCAUUGCAUGGAACUGCGAGAAAACGCUGGUGGAGACGAAGAUUUAUUUUCCGUAGAACGUAGAAUGCGAAAGCAGCAACAAAAGCUAGAGCAACAGAGAGAGAAACAGUAUCAAAGGGAGAAAGAACGGGAAAAGAAGAACGUAUUUAAUUUUAUAAAUGCAACUUUAGGUGACAAACCUAAGACCGAAGGACAGAAUAAUAUUUCAAAGAAUAAGAAUAGUCUUAAAACGGAAUCGAACCGGCAACUGAACGUAGCAAAUUUUCAAAUUGGCGAAAAUAUUUUAAGAUUAGAGAGGGAAUCGUCAAAGCUGAAGGAAUCUUUGGCAAGACACGCUAAAGGAACCAUUCAUUAUAACAACAUCAUAAUGAAAUACAAUGAAAAGCAGAACGAACUUGCAGGUUUAAAGGCAUCUCAGAAAAGUAUUGCUGCCGAACAAGAUCAACGGAAGAACAGGGCUAAAUUAUCGAUAUUUUGAUGUACAUAUACAUAUAUUUACCACAUUGACUUUCUACAAUAUAAAUUAGCUUAUAUACACACUAUCUUAAUAUGUGUAAAACAAUAUAAAUAAAACAGUAUAAUUAUAUUA
Ceratina calcarata is the source of this 1822-nucleotide messenger RNA. Its product is annotated as zinc finger CCCH-type with G patch domain-containing protein. Bases 131 to 1711 code for a protein of 526 amino acids. Gene Ontology annotation, biological process: negative regulation of transcription by RNA polymerase II. The record is from RefSeq and is a predicted model, not a curated record. NCBI's taxonomy places the organism in Eukaryota, Metazoa, Arthropoda, Insecta, Hymenoptera, Apidae. Gene Ontology annotation, cellular component: nucleus. The transcript is spliced from 9 exons. Gene Ontology annotation, molecular function: metal ion binding; DNA-binding transcription repressor activity, RNA polymerase II-specific; RNA polymerase II cis-regulatory region sequence-specific DNA binding.